Arvicola amphibius (Eurasian water vole) is the source of this 1717-nucleotide messenger RNA. It is a transcript of the gene Napsa, whose product is annotated as napsin A aspartic peptidase. Gene Ontology annotation, biological process: proteolysis. The record is from RefSeq and is a predicted model, not a curated record. Bases 249 to 1076 code for a protein of 275 amino acids. Lineage: Eukaryota; Metazoa; Chordata; Mammalia; Rodentia; Cricetidae. The transcript is spliced from 8 exons. Gene Ontology annotation, cellular component: lysosome. Gene Ontology annotation, molecular function: aspartic-type endopeptidase activity.
CCCACAGUCUCGGCUCCGGGGGCAGUCAGAGCCAGAGAUCCAGGACCUACAGUCUCGGCUCCGGAGGCCUUGCGCAGCACACACAGCUCACCUAAGCUCGUGCUCUCCAGCUGCUCUGCUCUGGUCGGCCCUUGGUGGUCAUUCCUUGGCACUAGCACCUCCAAAAUGCUCGGUCUCCGCAACUGGGCUUACCUCUUUACCAAUAUAGCCUCUUCUGGGCACUCUCUCAAAGACCCUGCCCCUGCCACAUGAAGCCAAGCCUCAGUUCUCUCCAUGACCCCUUCAGUCCUGGGGCUUCACCAGUAGCCGCUUCCAGCUGCUCCCAGAGCCUCGCCGCAGCCACAUGGCUAAGUUUGGUGAGCAGCACAAGAGUCCCUCUUCGCCGAGUCCACCCUGGACACAGGAUCUUAAGCCCACUGAAUGGAUGGGGACAACCAGCAGAGCUUCCUAGGAUCCCCACCUCUGGUGACAAGCCCACCUUUGUGCCUCUGUCCAAGUUCAUGAACACGCAGUAUUUUGGAGACAUUGGUUUGGGAACACCCCCUCAGAACUUCACAGUUGUCUUUGACACGGGUUCUUCCAAUCUCUGGGUGCCCUCCUCGAGAUGUCAUUUCUUCAGUUUGCCCUGCUGGUUUCACCAUCGUUUCAAUCCCAAGGCUUCCAGCUCCUUUCGGCCCAAUGGAACCAAGUUUGCCAUUCAGUAUGGGACUGGGCGACUGAACGGAAUCCUGAGCCAGGAGAAUCUGACUAUCGGGGGAAUCCAGGGUGCCUCUGUGACAUUUGGAGAGGCUCUGUGGGAGCCCAGCCUGGUCUUUGCUUUUGCUCGCUUUGAUGGGAUCCUGGGCCUCGGUUUCCCAACUCUGUCUGUGGGAGGAGUUCAGCCUCCGCUGGACACGAUGGUGGAACAGGGGCUGCUGGAGAAGCCCAUCUUCUCCUUUUACCUCAACAGAGAUGCUGAGGGGUCUGAUGGAGGCGAGCUAGUCCUGGGGGGCUCAGACCCAGCCCACUACACACCCCCCCUCACUUUCAUACCAGUCACCGUCCCUGCCUACUGGCAGGUCCACAUGGAGAGGUAAGGAGCCUGGCCUCGUGGGGCUGGAGCUGAGGUUCUGAACAGCCAGACCCUGCCUCUGACGACAGCUUCUACCCUAUCCUUUUCAUAGGGUGAAAGGUUGGGUACGGGGCUGAGUCUCUGUGCCCAGGGCUGUUGAUGCCAUCCUAGACACAGCACGUCUCUAAUCACAGGACCUAGUGAGGAGAUCCGGGCCUUGAAUAAGGCAUUGGGGAUUUCCCUUCCUGGCUGGGCAGUACCUCAUCCAGUGUUCCAAGAUCCCGGAGCUUCCCCCUAUCUCCUUCCACCUUGGUGGAGUCCGGUUUAACCUCACUGGCCAGGACUAUGUUAUUAAGAUUCUUAAGAGCGAUGUUGGCCUCUGCCUGCUGGGCUUCCAGGCCUUGGACGUUCCGAAGCCUGCAGGACCCCUCUGGAUCCUCGGAGAUGUCUUUUUGGGGCCCUAUGUGGCCGUCUUCGACCGAGGAGAUAAAACUAAUGGCCCGCGCGUGGGUCUGGCGCGUGCUAAGUCUCGUGCAACUGGACCGGCAGGAAGAAGGGUUGCCUAGGUGCAGUUCCCCAGAGGACGCCCCGUUUAGGGUACAGGCACACAGGGCUUACAAAAGCUAUGCUUCUUUCCAAUUAAAAAAAAAAUCACUUUCCAUUGAA